Molecule: messenger RNA, 417 nt
Organism: Cooperia oncophora
Lineage: Eukaryota; Metazoa; Nematoda; Chromadorea; Rhabditida; Trichostrongylidae
Source: the annotation of a GenBank genome assembly
AUGGCGCCGGAUCAACUCGAAAUCCUUAUCGACUCGUUGAAUUCGGAAGCGGAACACCUCAAAGAGAAGAUCAACGAGUUGUCAACAAAAGUUCGGAGUUUUCCCGCUGGGAUGCGAUCGAUAUCACAGUGUUGCAGGCAGUACUGGCAAAUACCCGGUAUACCAUCGAUAUUGGUCGAAUCCGUAGAGAGUUCUGGUCUAUGGAAUCCUGCAUGCAAUGUAGAGGAGACGUGCUCAAAGGAUCCACCAGAGUUGACAGCACCGUCAUUCCUUCAUCCGGAUGUGUUCGCAUGUGUCGAAGACCUCGUUGACGAUGUGGUGACUGGUCGCCCACAUGCAGAACGACGGAAGCGAAAGCGAUUCCGGCGAAUGGACAAUUCGUACAAGCGUGGAUGGUGGGCAGUGGACACAAGGUAA